Molecule: messenger RNA, 1147 nt
Organism: Oryzias melastigma (Indian medaka)
Lineage: Eukaryota; Metazoa; Chordata; Actinopteri; Beloniformes; Adrianichthyidae
Product: caspase activity and apoptosis inhibitor 1
Exons: 6
Coding region: 152-1081 (309 amino acids)
Source: RefSeq, a predicted model, not a curated record
UACAGUACCGCCCCAACCCAGUAGGUGGCGACCGCAGCUGUAGCUUUACUACCGCAACAAAGAAAAAGAAGAAAUCCCUCUCUCUGUUUAUUUAUUCUGUCCCGUAGGGUUGUUGUUUUGCCAAGGAACUGUGGAUUUGUUGCCGUAUAAAAUGCUCAAAAAGAAAUCUAGCAACAGUGAGAAGAAGAGGAAACAAGCAUGCUCGGAAGAACGACACGAAGGCAUCAAACGGAGAAGCUUCGAGUCUCAUCAAGAGGACUCCAAAGAUGAUCUGGCUGACCCUGAUCUGGACCGGGUCGGCAGUGACAUCGAGGAAGGAGGUCUGGACCUCAGCCUGCCCUUCAAGCCCAUCACGGCUUACAUCAGCGACAAGAGGGAGAUGCUGGAGCAGUGCUUCCGCGUGCUGGGAGAGAAGAAGCUGCAGAAGAUGCUGCCCGAUGAGCUCAAGGAAUGCAGCUUAAAGGAAAUCCAGGAGCUGUGCUGGGAGCAACUGCAGCCCAUCUCAGAGGAGAACCUCAUCCAGAUUCUGGCGGGGGAGGAGCUGAUGAGCGGCUGUGAAAACUCUGAAGGGAGCCUAGAAACCCAACAAGAUAACAACGUUGACUCGACAUCGUACCAUAAAGAAACAACAAAAACAGAAGAUCCAAAGCAAGAAGUCGGGUGUUCCGGUGAGGAGAGCGACGUCCUGAGCAUCAACGCAGACGCCUACGACAGCGACAUCGAGGCCCCCAAAGAGGAGCCCAGCGCCAAACCCGCCUCCGGCAAAGCUGCCGGGUCUCGAAAGCCCCCGGUCAACCCCGGGCCGAAGAAGGACAUCCUGAGCGACAUAGACAAAAGCGUCAGCGAGAUCCUAUCGCUGUCUUCCCCCUCUAACAAAGAUGCACCAACGGAUGCACCGCCACCAAAUUCAGAAGUCAGUGGUGGCGCUGAAAGCGGCCCCCCUCCGUGCGGCGACCCCACGGUCUGUCCGCCGUCGGCUCAGCAGCUGGAGCUCCUGGAGCUGGAGAUGAGAGCGAGGGCCAUCAAGGCUUUGAUGAAAGCCAGUGACGGGAAACAGCGCAGUUUACCUACAAACACCUAACUUCCUGUCAAUAGAACGUUAUUAUUUUUGCUCCAUAUUGGAAUAAAUAAAGUCUACUAAUGUGAA